Zalophus californianus (California sea lion) is the source of this 2558-nucleotide messenger RNA. It is a transcript of the gene CCDC93, whose product is annotated as coiled-coil domain containing 93. Bases 485 to 2212 code for a protein of 575 amino acids. Gene Ontology annotation, biological process: Golgi to plasma membrane transport. The record is from RefSeq and is a predicted model, not a curated record. The transcript is spliced from 26 exons. NCBI's taxonomy places the organism in Eukaryota, Metazoa, Chordata, Mammalia, Carnivora, Otariidae.
UAGCAGCUUCGCGGCUGGGGACAGCUUCCUCCGGACGCUCCGCGAUCUUUGCCGCCGCCGCACGUCUGUCACAGGACCAUGGGGUUGACCAAGGGGCCGGAGGGCCAGGGUCUCCCGGAGAACCAGGGAAUACUUUGAUAGGCUGGACCAAGGUGAUUUGAGAGAGGAGUAAAACAAGCUGUCACCUGUACCACCUCCUAUUGCAAGAGACUGUCAAUCACUUUAAUAAUUCUUCGUUCAACUAUUUGUUAAUCUUAAUGGAAGAGAGGAAAGGUACCAUUCAUGAAAGCAGAUGGAGGCAAAAGUACUAGAAUAUUUCAGUUGUUUUUAAGUUGUAGAUCAACACCUGGGAGUGAAGGUAGAAACAAGAGAAGAUGAAGAACAAAAUGUCAAGCUGACUGAAAUUCUGGAGCUUUUGGUUGCAGCUGGGUAUUUCAGGGCAAGAAUUAAAGGCUUAUCACCUUUUGACAAGGUAGUAGGAGGAAUGACUUGGUGCAUUACCACGUGCAGCUUUGACAUAGACGUUGAUUUGCUCUUUCAGGAAAACUCUACAAUAGGACAAAAAAUAGCACUAUCAGAAAAAAUCGUCUCAGUCCUGCCAAGGAUGAAGUGUCCACACCAGCUGGAGCCCCACCAGAUCCAGGGCAUGGAUUUUAUUCACAUAUUUCCUGUUGUCCAGUGGCUGGUGAAGCGAGCUAUAGAAACAAAGGAAGAGAUGGGUGACUACAUCCGCUCCUACUCCAUAUCCCAGUUCCAGAAAACCUACAGUCUCCCUGAGGAUGAUGACUUCAUAAAGAGAAAAGAAAAGGCCAUCAAGACAGUUGUCGACCUUUCAGAUGUUUACAAGCCCCGUCGGAAAUACAAACGCCAACAGGGAGCAGAAGAGCUGCUCGAUGAAGAAUCUCGAGUCCAUGCCACGCUUUUGGAAUAUGGCAGGAGAUACGGAUUUAGCCGCCAGAGCAAAACAGAGAAGGCCGAGGACAAGAAAACGGCACUUCCCUCAGGGCUCUCGGCUGCGGAAAAAGCUGAUGCCCAUGAGGAAGAUGAGCUUCAAGCUGCUGAAGAGCAGCGUAUUCAGUCGUUGAUGACCAAGAUGACUGCCAUGGCGAAUGAGGAGAGCCGCCUCACCGCCAGCUCAGUAGGCCAAAUUGUGGGACUCUGCUCCGCCGAGAUCAAGCAGAUUGUGUCCGAGUAUGCAGAGAAGCAGUCUGAGCUGUCAGCUGAAGAAAGUCCAGAAAAAUUAGGAACCUCCCAACUUCAUCGUCGAAAAGUCAUCUCCUUGAACAAGCAGAUUCUGCAGAAGACCAAACAUCUGGAAGAGCUGCAGGCAAGUCAUACCAGCCUACAAGCCAGAUACGAUGAAACAAAGCAAACUCUGACAGAGCUGAAGCAUCACAGUGAGAAGCUGGACAAAGAGCAAGCGGCCCUGGAGAAGAUAGAAUCCAAAGCGGAUCCCAGUAUCCUGCAGAACUUGAGAGCACUUGUAGCCAUGAAUGAAAAUCUGAAAAGUCAGGAACAAGAGUUUAAAGCACAUUGUCGAGAGGAGAUGACACGGCUGCAGCAGGAAAUUGAAAACCUGAAAGCCGAGAGAGCACCAGGCGGAGAGGAGAAGAGCCUAUCUGCUGGAGAGCCACAUGGUGCCCUAACCCCUGGGAUGACUCAUAAUGAAGACCUAGACAGACGGUAUAACAUGGAGAAAGAGAAACUUUACAAGAUCCGUUUACUACAGGCUCGAAGAAAUCGAGAAAUAGCAAUUUUGCAUCGCAAGAUUGAUGAAGUACCCAGCCGAGCUGAGCUAAUACAGUAUCAGAAGAGAUUUAUUGAACUCUACCGCCAGAUUUCUGCAGUGCACAAAGAAACCAAGCAGUUCUUCACUUUAUAUAAUACCCUGGAUGAUAAAAAGGUUUAUUUGGAAAAAGAGAUCAGCCUGCUGAACUCAAUUCAUGAGAACUUCUCACAAGCCAUGGCCUCCCCUACUGCCCGGGACCAGUUUUUACGUCAGAUGGAACAGAUCGUAGAAGGAAUUAAGCAGAGCAGAAUGAAGAUGGAAAAGAAGAAGCAAGAGAACAAGAUGAGAAGAGACCAGUUGAAUGACCAGUACUUGGAACUGUUAGAAAAGCAGAGGCUCUACUUUAAGACUGUGAAGGAGUUCAAGGAGGAGGGCCGCAAGAAUGAGGUGCUGCUGUCCAGGGUCAAAGCCAAGGCCUCCUGAAAGUUCCCGGACAUCAUCGUAUGUCACUGAUUUUUUUUUUCUUUUAACGCCAUGUAUCAACUGCAAGAUGGUGAAAUGGUUCUGAACACUACAGUAAAGAGAUGCAGGGGUCAUAAUCUCAGCACCCGGAUAUUUUCUUUCUCCCAUUUGCUUCCAUUUCAUCUCUCUGUUGUUGAUGGAAUCAGACGGUGUAAACAUGAUGGCUUGGAUAACACCUGUCAUCCUCUGAGGAAAUGCGGGCAGUAUUCGUUCUGUGUCGGGUCAACUUGAAUUUCUCCAGUAACAUUGCACAUAUGAAGGUACCUGUAUUUGUAUGGACUCUCUGAAUAAAAAGGAAUUCAUUUGU